This is a messenger RNA of Pisolithus orientalis, 1535 nucleotides long. RefSeq lists its product as uncharacterized. Gene Ontology annotation, molecular function: dioxygenase activity. Lineage: Eukaryota; Fungi; Basidiomycota; Agaricomycetes; Boletales; Pisolithaceae. Bases 229 to 1110 code for a protein of 293 amino acids. Gene Ontology annotation, cellular component: nucleus. The transcript has 4 exons. Gene Ontology annotation, biological process: DNA repair; DNA alkylation repair. The record is from RefSeq and is a predicted model, not a curated record.
UAGGGGAAUCAGUCGAUUUGAGUCUCGCGCCACACAUGACUAGGACUUCGAUGUUCAUGUUAUGAUCCGACUCACCACCGCAGCUGCUUUGACACCCGCACCUCGUUUCUUAAGGCCAUAUCGAGUUUCCGAGUACCGGAUCGUACCUUUCGACAAGAAUAAAGCACGGCUUACGCUUGGCCGACGUUCACAGACACCCCUAAACGAUAUAGACUCAUCUGGUUCCAUAUGCCGUACCAGUCCGCAUCACCGUCCAGGCUUGGUCCAGGCGACAAGAUCGGAGAGGGUGACUCAGAGCUCGUGCUAAACAUACUCCCGCCCGAUCUGGCAGAAGGCGCUUUCGAAAGUAUGAGGAAAGAAGUCGAUUGGAACGUCAUGCACCAUAGAGGAGGGGAAGUGCCUAGAUUAGUGGCUGUAGAGGGGGAGGUUGCCGCGGACGGAAGUUUCCCUCUGUACCGGCAUCCUGCUGACGAGUCUCCCGCCCUGCGCCCGUUCUCACCAACCGUGUCACGCAUUCGCGAACAUGUGCAGAAAUUCUUGAAGCACCCCGUUAACCACGUUCUGAUCCAGCAUUAUCGGAGCGGAGCGGACUAUAUUUCCGAGCACUCAGAUAAGACGAUCGAUGUCGUUCGCGGUUCCAAGAUCGUCAAUGUUAGCCUCGGCGCACAGCGUGUCAUGACUCUGCGGCUCAAACGAGACGGAAUAGACGGUCUAGGAAAAGGUACACGUCGGCCAUCCCGGAAACUUCACCUUCCGCACAAUUCCAUGUUUGUUCUUGGUCUCGAAACCAAUGCGAAAUGGUUGCACGCCAUUAACCACGACAAACGCCCGCUGUAUCAGAAGUCACCAGAAGAGCGAUUCAUGAAUGAAGAGCGUAUUAGUUUGACUUUUCGGUAUAUCGGGACGUUCCUCACUGCGGACAAGUCACACAUUUAUGGACAGGGCGCCAAGGGAAAGACAAGGGAGACCGCGCAGCCGAUCAUAAAUGGGACGGAAGAAGCGGUGAAGCUUAUCGAAGCCUUUGGCAAGGAGAACCAGCGGAAUGAUUUCGAUUGGGAGGCUGUCUACGGGGAGGGGUCGGAUGUUUUACAUUUUACCCCACACCAAUGAUACUGCCCCUCAGAGAGAAUUUGCAUGAGGCGAAGUCUGCACUGGAAGGGCUUGAUUCUGCGCCUUUAAAGGAUCUCCUCUCACUUAUAAAUUCAUCGAUUGAAUCACGACGAUGGGAAGUUGACUGUUACCUAUCACAUCCAGUUACUUAAAAAGUCGCGUGGUGCCGCAAAUACACUUUGCGUGCUACUGUUACAUGGUGUUGACCGCUUCUGACAGUUCAGAAUUUAGAACCACUCUUGUCGAUGCAGUCAGUGUCAAUUAUUCCCUUGUAUCCGGCGCGUCGUCCCUGUAGUCCUCACUCAUACUCAGGAGCUGCGCCAUCUCUUGAAUCGACACUUCAAGUUCUUGUUUCGCUUUACCACAGCAGUGCGAUAAUAUAGUAUAUUCUUUCGUCCGAAGGAGGAGCGUGGAUAAUAAGUCGC